Molecule: messenger RNA, 1359 nt
Organism: Penicillium mononematosum
Lineage: Eukaryota; Fungi; Ascomycota; Eurotiomycetes; Eurotiales; Aspergillaceae
Exons: 2
Coding region: 1-1359 (452 amino acids)
Source: RefSeq, a predicted model, not a curated record
AUGUCUGCCCUUAACACCGACAAGACUUCGACGCAAAUCUCAAACACCCCAAGCACAACCCCAUUGUCUCCGAUCGAUCAUUUGCAAUAUGUCCAGAAAGUCUCUGGCGCUGAAUCAAUGAGUCCUGUUUAUGAGGGCUUCACCUUUUUCAAGGCUAUGCCCAAACAAAGUGCAACCUGGACCUGUGUGAAACGGACAGGAAUGAAUCUGAGCCAAGACGAAUACUUCAAAAUGAUUCAAAAAAGGGCAAAUAAAAAGUCCGCAGUGCAGCAAUACCAGAGCCUAUCCUCCGAUACCAGGCGAGCCCAUAUAAAUCAACUGAUGGACGAACAAAGGCACAACAAUCCACUUGUUGAGUGGAGCUGCGUCUAUGCCAAAGAGAACAGACGGAUAUCCAAGGCCCGACAUGCUCGUCGUGGUGAUUAUGAAACGGUUUCCAUGGAUGUCAUCGUCAUGAAAAGGCCCAUGAAGACACAAGCAUAUUUCCAGGCCUCUAUGGGUGGUUUAGUGACCAACGGGGAACCUUUUCGGUCAGAUACAAAGGAUUCACCCGUGUGGUCUCACUACGGAGGUCAUCCUCUGACGUCGGGUCGAAAUGGGAAUAUCCUGCGGCCCAUGCUUCAAAAUCUGCCUUCCCAAGUGGCUCUAGCAAUGAACCCCUUUGCACCAUUGAAUUCAGCUCGAAGGCCUGACUAUGUGUACCUGAAUGGCCGGGUUGGAGCCACAAGCCCAGAUGUUGAGACGAGUGGAUCGGGAAACCAACUGCAUGAACCUGCCCUAUCAACUGCAACCAUCAACAAUAGGCCAGCAAGUCCAGCCUUCAGUGCUACAAAUAGCAGCGAUAUGAGCCUUGAACGUACCUCAGAUUGUUCAUCGGAGAGUAACAGCGACCCAGAUGAUGCGUCUAUGCUUUCUGACCAAUCCGACGAAUCAUCUGCAACCAACGACCCAGAAAGCAUGGAGACCGAGACUGAGAUCGAACUACUUACCGCCGCGAGUCGAGUUAUGGGGCUAAUUCUCGCCAAAAGUCCCAAAGCCGUAGCCGUGACAGGAAGAAUGCCCCCCCGCGAGCAAUCCGAGGCGCCUCCAGUCAAGAUUCUUGGCUCAAGGCAAGCUGAAAGAGCUCGAUCAGGCUCAUUUUCUGGCAAAAGAUAUCGAAAGCAGCCCAUGAACGACCAUGACAUUCGAAGCCGAAUGCUUGAUCACCGUGAAGCAAGUCUUGGACAUCGGGAGAAAUGGCUGAAGAGAACCUUUUCCGAGGCGCGUCAGCUUGAGCGUCGUCAACCAGCGAGGGAUCCGCCAUCAGUGUGUCGCUGUGCCUGUCGUUGUGCGAUCAAGGAGAAGAGAGAAGCUGCGUAA